This is a messenger RNA of Haemorhous mexicanus (house finch), 6854 nucleotides long. It is a transcript of the gene LDB3, whose product is annotated as LIM domain binding 3. Bases 168 to 2285 code for a protein of 705 amino acids. Gene Ontology annotation, biological process: heart development; actin cytoskeleton organization; muscle structure development. Gene Ontology annotation, cellular component: stress fiber; filamentous actin; adherens junction. The record is from RefSeq and is a predicted model, not a curated record. NCBI's taxonomy places the organism in Eukaryota, Metazoa, Chordata, Aves, Passeriformes, Fringillidae. Gene Ontology annotation, molecular function: actin binding; muscle alpha-actinin binding. The transcript has 16 exons.
GGUGGCGGGGCGCGGCCGCUCGGCCCGGAGGUACCGGUGAGCGAGACGCUGCGGUGCAAGGUGGGUCUCGCCGCGACUACAGCGUGUCUGUAGUGGAAAAUUAAACCCCGGAGAGUCCUCAUUGGGAAGGCAGAAUGCCCUGUUGCUGCCUGUGAAAGUGGUACAACAUGGCUUACAGUGUGACUCUGAAUGGACCUGGACCGUGGGGCUUCCGACUGCAAGGGGGCAAGGACUUCAACAUGCCCUUGACCAUCUCCAGAAUCACCCCUGGCAGCAAGGCAGCACAGUCACAGAUGAACCAGGGGGACCUUGUUGUGGCCAUUGAUGGAGUCAACACUGACAGCAUGACCCACCUGGAGGCCCAGAACAAGAUCAAAUCAGCCAGCCACAACCUGAGCCUCACUCUGCAGAAAUCUAAACGUCCAGUGCCAGUUUCAACCACAGCUCCCAGAAUUGACUCUCCCAGGGCUGUAAUUCCCCAUCAGAAGGAACCUGCUUGGGAAAUCAAUGGCAACAGAACAACCUUCAGCCCUCUAACUAACACGGCGACUGGGCCUGUGGGUAGUGUUUUAGCAACCAAUGGAACCUUUUCAGGCUACCUCAACCAGCAAGAGAUCAGCCUUUCAAAUAGCUCUACCUACCUAAAGACUACCACAGUUAGAUCUUCUAUGUCCUCUCAGUCUGUGACUCCUGACAUUUCACCUGCCAAGAGCUCAUUAGGUUCCAAAGCAAGCCCUGCUUUGGCUGGUGGCAGUAGCCCUGCUCACCAGCUGAGCCCUGCAAGGCAAUAUAACAACCCCAUUGGCCUUUACUCGGCAGAGACCCUGAGGGAAAUGGCUGAGAUGCAUAAAUUGAGUCUCAACCGAAGGGCUUCAGAAGGUGGACUUCCUAGAGGCACCCUCCCUAUAAAGGAUCCUCACGUAGACAGUGCCUCUCCAGUGUAUCAGGCUGUGCUUAAAACCCAGAACAAGCCUGAGGAUGACAGUGAGGACUGGAGCCGUCGCUCUGCCAACCUGCAGUCCAAGUCCUUCCGCAUCCUUGCUCAGAUGACUGGAACCGAGUACAUGCAAGAUCCAGAUGAAGAAGCUCUGAGGAGGUCAAGAGACAAGGAAAACCUUGCAGCAGCAUCAGAAAACAGUACCCCUGUUGAGCAUGCCCCGGUGGCUCCCAGUUCUGCUGCUCCUGCACCACAUGCUUCAGCACCUCAGCCUGCUCCUGCUGCUCCAAACACAGCCAGCCCGAUGGCAGCACCAGCCACCACCUCAGUAGUGCAAGAGGCUUUCUCCUCCUCCUUCCAAAGUUUCAACCGGCAUUCUUCCACCUCCAUCAGCUACCAGUCAAAGCAGAGAAAUACAACCCAGUCAUAUACACCAAUGCCAAUUUCUGGAGGCUACAGUGAAAGUCCUGUUCCUUCUGCUGCUUCAAAAAUGAGAGUUGUUACUACUGCCAGCAUAAAGCCCUCUGUCUACCAGCCAGCGCCAGCACCAGUUCAUUCCUACACCCCUGCCAACACGGAGCCUGCGAGUCGCCCUCCCUGGGUAACAGAUGACUCCUUUUCCCAGAAAUUUGCACCUGGAAAAUCCACCACCACCGUCACAAAGCACAUCCUACCAAGGGGUGCUCCAGUGCUAUCUCCUGCCACGAUUUCUGCUUACCCGUCUCCAGUUUCAACUUCUUCCCAGCCCCCUGCAUUAGCGCGGGGAACAGUUCAGAGGGCGGAGCGAUUUCCAGCCAGCAGCCGAACUCCUCUCUGCGGGCACUGUAACAGCAUCAUUCGGGGUCCUUUCCUGGUAGCCAUGGGUCGCUCUUGGCACCCAGAAGAAUUCAAUUGUGCUUACUGCAAGACAUCCUUGGCUGAUAUGUGCUUUGUGGAGGAGCAGAACAGUGUGUACUGUGAGCGCUGCUAUGAGCAGUUCUUUGCACCGACCUGUGCCAGAUGCCACACUAAGAUUAUGGGGGAAGUGAUGCAUGCCCUAAGACAGACUUGGCAUACAAGUUGCUUUGUCUGUGCUGCUUGUAAGAAGCCAUUUGGGAAUAGCCUGUUCCACAUGGAGGAUGGGGAGCCUUACUGUGAGAAAGAUUAUAUUGCUUUGUUCAGCACAAAAUGUCAUGGCUGUGAUUAUCCUGUUGAAGCUGGAGAUAAAUUCAUUGAAGCUCUUGGACACACUUGGCAUGACACCUGCUUCAUUUGUGCUGUAUGCCAUGUGAAUUUGGAAGGUCAGCCAUUCUACUCCAAGAAGGACAAGCCACUGUGCAAGAAGCACGCCCAUGCCAUCAAUGUUUAGAAGAAGAGUUGGUAGUCACUAAUGCUGGGGUGAAACAGAUGACUAACUGGGCAAUCAUAAAGUUGAUAACCAUGGCUAGCACUUCUCUCGGUAAAAGCUAGACGUUGGUACUUCUCAAGUUUAACUUUAUCCUCUUUCAUAAAUGCAGAACGUGCUUUUUGUGAAGUUCAUACAAAAAACUAUUGAAUGAGCAGUCAAAAUCAUGAACUAGUCCAUUAUUACAGCAACAGUUGGGGAAAAUAUUGAAAUUAACUAAAAACCUUAUUAUAAAAAGUAAUGUGCAAAUAUAGUUUCAAUUAACUACCCACAGCAGCUUUACUGCUUAGAUCACACACUGGUGUUUAAAAACAACUGGAAAAAUACUUCUGUAUUAAGUCAUUUUCUUUCACAGCAAGAAUGAGUAAGUGCCAUAUGUACAGUCAUCUGUAGAACCAAAGGCCGUAGCUUUCAAAGGGAAAUAAAUAGAUUAGGGCUUCAUCUAGGAAAAGUGAGUGCUGUUCCAUUAUCUUGUGGUGCUACCUCAUAGCAUCAGAUAUUUUAGAUUCUUUCCAAAUUACAAGUCUGCCUUGAAUCCAUAUGUAGCUGGGAAGCCUAGGUGACAAUCCAUAACAGUUUGAAAAUAAAAUGGUUGGGUCAGCCUUGCUAGUGCACUUGACUUCUAUGUGCACAGUAGAUAAUUCGCUUUCAAAUCGUAAUGGAAAAGGACAACUGGCUUUCUCCAAAUUGCUCCUACAUUGAAUGGAAUAGAGCUGACUGGAAAGGCCAGCUUUUAAUUCAAAACCAGUUUUCCUUUCCUCCUUUGGAAAAAAAAAGAGAUUCAAUCUUGCUUUGAUUUCUAAUUCCCACUGGUAUCAGAGGGAGGUAGGAACCAACAUCUGGACCUUCACGCUAGUGAACACAGAAGAAACACAUCCAUCUAGCACAGCUAGACUGUGGGAGACAGCUUGCAGAAAUUCCCUCCUCUAUCCCACAAAAUUAGGAAAAAGGCUUUUUUUUCCUAUAGUAAAUGAAUGUGUAUCAAAAAUCUGUAAGGCAGCAGGCACACACUCCUUAUUCCUUUCCUUACUUUAAAUGCAGCACAUCAUGAAUUGUAGCAGUAUUUGCCAUUGGAAAACAGUAGCUCUGUUGCAACAAUUAGGAUAACCACACAGUCAUCUUUUCUAAAAACCAUAACAGUCAUCUAUCCUAAUAGCUUGAGAACAACUUUCUACUUGUUCAGACAGUUAUUUAUAAAACUCUUUUUUUCAAAUAAGCAAUACUUAUAUUACUGAUAAUACUUUUGAAUUUUUGAAUAUUAGUGACUUUUAUAUGGGAGACAGCAGUUCUGUCUGAUGGAGUUAAGAUGGAAAGUCCGAUCACCAUUCAAGCUUUAUUAACUCAUUUAAGUAAGAAUUAUGAUGUGUGUGUUGAGAGCUUGCAGUACUGACAGUUUUGAAUUAGUACUUCUAAGGCUGAGGAUGCUUUCUGUGGGCCACAUGCUGGUGCCAUCUGCACCUAUUUUACCUUGUGUUCUGAGUAGCAAAAAAUUACGUAACACUGUCUGUCUUUCCCCUCCCAUGAGUAAUGACCAUUUCAUUUGUGUGUCUUUUAAGGGAUGAGAAACUAUCCAAAGCUUGGGGGAGGAAUAAAUGAAAUUUAGAGUUCUAAAAUAGGAGUUAGCUGCAGGCAGUCUGCAUCUUGGACAAAAAUAACAACCUGAACUGCCUGUGGCAGUUUUGACAUGUAUGACCUGUAUUUAUUUAGUAGGUAUCUUAGUUUUCACUGAUCUUAGCAGUGAUCUGAUCUGAGUUGCUACAGGGUCAGAUUUUUGUAUGCAUGAAUUAUUCUAAAACACUAGUACAUUAUAUGCAAAGCCUUUUUUUGUUUGUUUGUUUGUUUGGGGUUUUUGUUUGGGAUUUUUUUUCUGUAAGCAAGAAAAUUUUCUGUUUUCAGUCGGUGCUGGGCUGGUGUGAAUAUGGUCCCAUAGAUUACAAAAUCCAAAGAUCUGGCACAUAAUAUUCUCCAGAGGAGUAAAUCAUAAUUAUGGAAAUAUUUUUUUCCACUCCUAUUUGACUUCAUUAAACACAUAUCCACAACAGUGAGAAAAUUCUACAUUUCCUUUUCAUUUCUCAGUGCCAUUCAAAAAAAUGCUUUUUAUUUUUAUCUAUUAUUUGAGACAAUUCACAUCAGCAUACUCUAUACUGAGACUGUAUUGAAGAUAUUCUUUAGGCAGAUUUGUGUCAGUGUUGGCCACUGACUGAGACUAAACUCUGACUGCAACAUCAGAAUAGGGAGUCAGGCUCCAUAGGAAAGGCUUGUGAUGGAUGCCUCAGGAGAAUUUAAUGAGGUCUUUCCCCUCUGAUCUGCAUGUGUUUAUAGGUGUGUGUCUCAUUCUCCCCUCCACCUUCCCCCUCAAUGUCCCUAUAAGCUUCCUCUUCACUGGCACCAUGGAGGAUAAAUCAUUUUAGGAUCUGGCUGGAGAUGUUGGGCUGAAGCUUAGGGAGUGCAGUCAGUGAAAAGCUGCUGGCAGGCAGCGUGGCUGGGGCUGCAGUUCCUCACGGCCCCUGGGUGGGCCAGCCCGGAGCUCCCGGCCUGGGGGGGCGCGGGAAAUGGGGCUGCCGGUGCGAGCAGGGGAGAGGACGCUGGGAUCGCAGAGGAGCACCUGAGGCUGCCAGGAUGCAGGGGCUCUGCAGGCCUCUGGCUGAGUGGGGAAAGAUGGGGCACCGAGGAGAUGGGGAGCCCUUCCUGAGGCUGGGGUUGGAGCAGGGAAUAGCCAGGUAAGGGCAGUUCCACCAUGCUGGCAUGUCAGAGAUUUGGAUGGGGCAGGGGAGGCUGGGUAGGGGGUAGCCAGGAUCACUACAGUCAGGGAGAGGGCUUCAAGUAAGAAAUUAGGGUACAAGUAGCUCCCAGUAGCCCAGAGAGAUGGUUUGGAUGUGUACAGAGGGGUGAGCAAGGAUCCAAUCUGGUACAUCUGAAGUCUGGACUGCAGGAAAGGGAAUGCAGCGUAUGUGAGCUGAGCUGAGCUGGCUUGCAGGGUGGCAGCAGUAAGAGUGCAGCAGCACAGACUUCAGUGGGAGCUGUACUGGCUUGAGAGAGUCCUGAAAAAUUCCUUGGGCAGAGAACCUGCACUGUAGCACAUGCCCUGACUCCAGCUGGUGUCUGAGCAAGUGAGAUUAAAGCUAGUUUACAUAUCACUAUAUGAGGUACAGCGAUAUCUCUGAAUGAAGAACAGAGAUACCCUGAGGAUUAUCAUGUAAUAAAAUUUUCCUGUUAUGACUUGUGCUGCUUCAUAAUGUGGUCCAAAAAUAGGGAAUCCACGUACCUGCCCUUGAUAUCUAUAUUAAGAUAUAAUUUUUGCACAUAUCUGAACCAGAAAUUUGUGAAUAAUAAUGUAGCAUUUUAACUUUCACAGGGGUAGAAUACCACAUAACUGCUGAUACUCUUCUGCUACAUCACCUUUGUGAUAUGGAGAGGGGAAAAUGCAUAUAUAUAUAUAUAUAUAUAAAAAUAAUAAUAUAUGUCUCUAAAAUUCAAAAUACAGCCUUUUAACUAUCACGGAAAAUAAUGUUGUACAAAAAUAUGCAAGAUGAAUAAUGUGUACUUGAUUAUGUUUUAUGUCUUGUAAGAGAUGCCCGAGAUAAGUCCUAAGUUCUUCUGAAUAUUUCUUUUCAUUCUAAUUAAUGUGAGGUUUUACCCAAUAAAACAAAGAUACUGUACCUCUGAAUGAUCAAUUAGAUAUAUCAGUCUUUUGUCUAACUAAAAAGUGUUCAAUAACUUUUCAGUCAAAGGAUUCAAAAGCUUUUUUUAAUGCUUUUCUCUCUUUUGAUGUUCUUUUUGCAGAACAGGGCAAAUUAAAUGUUUCCAAAUGAAGCUACUUUUAUUAUCUGGACAAAAGAAACAGUCUUAGGACUUUUUUUCAUUAGUUUUCACUAUAUUGGAUUCACACAUUAUAAAAUUCUCAAUUCUAAAACCAAUUCAAAACAAGGAAAAAUAUUUUUCCAUUGGUCCUUCAGUGGUCAGUACUUUGGGUGAAAUGUUUUGCUGAGAUUACUUGUAUUUAUGUUUAAUAAUGUGAAUGUCCACAGCACUGAACACAUUCAUUAGUGUCUAAUGCUGGGCACACUAAUGUUUUUUUGCAAUACUCAUCUCCUGGUAGUUGAUAUUAAUUUGUUUAGUAUUUAUAAACAUCAAAAUUUGAAACUGAGUGAUUUAUUGCCUGCAGUGAUCAUAUAUUAGAAGUCUAGGUUUUAUAAUAUUUUGACAUGUUGACUUGAUGCCACAAGUGCCCUUGCUUUUAGAUAGAUAUUUUUUCCUGAGUUCCUAGUUAUUUCAGAACAGAAUGUCUGGUGGUUUAUGAGAUGUGAGUAAUUACCUUGCAUGGAUUAUCUGUGCCAACAUGAAUAAAACAGUCUAGUAAUAAAAGCAAUGUGCAAAAACAGUUAAAGCUUUAUGAUUUAGGUAUAUUUAUUAAUAUGCCAUGUGAGCAGCUGACAGCUUUCAGCCAUGUACUAUCAUUAAGAAAGUAUACACAAGCUUGUACUCUCUACUUCAGACCUGAAAAUAAAAAUUAAAACCUUAAAACCAAUUAAA